Molecule: messenger RNA, 1285 nt
Organism: Coccidioides immitis RS
Lineage: Eukaryota; Fungi; Ascomycota; Eurotiomycetes; Onygenales; Onygenaceae
Product: pyrroline-5-carboxylate reductase
Exons: 2
Coding region: 120-1115 (331 amino acids)
Biological process (GO): L-proline biosynthetic process
Molecular function (GO): pyrroline-5-carboxylate reductase activity
Source: RefSeq, a predicted model, not a curated record
CCUCGAUCGUCUCACCCAUGCUUAUUUGUUAGCCCUGUCGUAUUCAUCUAUUAACUGCCGACAAAACUCAACACCGAUUUCUGAAUUUGUUUUUACAGUGCACUCCGCGCUGCAGAAUCAUGUCUGCAUCUAACAGUAUCCAAGGACUGGGCCUUGCGCCGAGGUCGGGAACUACUCUGACUGUUCUCGGGUGUGGAAAUCUCGGGGUUGCUAUUUUAUCAGGCGUGCUCGCAUCGCUGGCCGAGGCGAAAAAGACUGAUUCGCGCUUCUUCCCAGGGUGUGGCACGGCGACCCCUCCUGAAGAGGUUUCCCCCCACCAAAUCCCCUCACGAUUCUUUGCUUGCGUGAGACGCCCGGAGUCUGCGCUUCGCAUCCAAAAAACACUCAAGCAGUUCACUCACCCUCUCACAAUCCUCCAAAAUGACAACAUUCGCGGAGUGCAAGAGGCCGACGUCAUCAUCCUCGGCUGCAAACCGUUUAUGCUCAAGGAGGUCUUGGACGUUCCAGGCAUGCGGGAAGCUCUCAAGGGGAAGCUGCUUAUUAGCAUCCUAGCCGGAGUCACUGCUGAGCAGAUCGAAGAUACUCUCUACGGUGGCACCGACACUCCAGACGGCGACAGGUGCCGUGUUGUACGUGCAAUGCCUAACACCGCCGCGAUCGUCAGGGAAUCAAUGACGGUUAUCGGCGAGAGCACUCCUCCCCUUCCCCCGAACUGGGAGACGUUGGUGAACUGGAUCUUUUCGCGUAUCGGGCGCGUGGUGACUCUUCCUGCCUCCAAAAUGGAUGCUAGCACAUCCAUCGCUGGUUCUGGACCGGCCUUUGCGGCCCUGGUUCUUGAGGCUCUCGCCGAUGGUGGCGUGGCUAUGGGCUUACCCCGGGCAGAAGCCCAGGUGAUGGCUGCUCAAGUUUUACGCGGAACAGCCAGUAUGGUCCAAAAUGGAGAUCACCCUGCUCUCAUUCGCGAGAAGGUUAGCACUCCUGGUGGAUGUACGAUUGGUGGGCUGAUGGUGCUUGAGGAAGCGGGCGUCAGGGGUAAAAUUUCCAAGGCCGUCCGAGAAGCUACAGCCAUUGCGAGUGGGUUGGGACAGACGCAGAAGGCCAACGGGACGAAAUAAACUUCUUGACGCUCCUUUUUCUUUUUUCUUUUUUCUUUUUUUUGGGUUACAUGCACCUGCAUCACUUGGACGAUGGCUUGAACCUAUGUGUACGUUAUAGAUGCCCGCUACCAGAGUGGGUAAAUUUUAUGAGAAAUAGAGAUAUCCAUUGGGACUUUUCCUUUUUUUUU